CCUUGGGACAGACCUUAUCAAUGCUUACAAACCAUUUUUGGAACCAUGAGGCUCACUAAAGAACUGUUUUAUUAUAAAAUUAACAAAGUAAAAUGGUUAAAGACUGUCUGGAAGACUAGAGGAAAAUACAAAAACCCUCCCCUGAAAGUGCCACAAGCUAUAGAACAAUUAGGUGUUGACAUUGUUGAUCCAUUGGAGGAAUUCAGAACUGAUGUAAAAAAAGAAUGGAAACCACCAGCUGAUGACCCACGGUUCUAUGAGGAACCUAGCCCUACAGAGCAUCCGCUGUAUAAAGAAAAUCCAGUUUCAUGUUAUAACUAUACAAUCAAAUUUUUGCAAAAUAUUGAUCAAGUUUGUGUUCUUACAAAGUCACAGAAGCUUGAUGGAUUACCACAAAAUGUUUCCAACUUGGUGAACAAGAUAGAAAUACCCAACAAAGAAAUACUUCUCAAGCGUUAUAUAAUGCAUUCACAGGAAUGGGUCAGUACUAGGGUUAAACUCCCUCGAAGAAUUGAUAAAGAAAAUUUGAAAUUCAAAUUUCCAAGAGAAUAUGGUAUUCCUCCACGUCAAUCAAUAGGCAUAUUUCUGACAGAUCUAGUGAGGAUGUGUCAAAGUACAGCAGCACAGUUCCCCAAUGCUGUUCAAGGGAGACGACUCAUUCAUUCACCAUAUGUCAAUACACAUUAUAUGUUUAAUGAUGAGAAUAUUUUGAUACGAGGAACACCAAAAUACAUGUUAGGGUCAAAUCAAGAUUUGCAGCCAUUUGCUGAUCAAGAAACAAUUGACAAAUCUACUGAAAUGGCUUUGCCAGAUUUAUAUCCUGUAGAGCCAACAAUUGAUUUGAUAAAAGAGCAUUUUUAUAAUGAUUCUACCUGCAAUGGUUUUAAAUUACCAUAUGCCUUUAGCAGACCACAUACUUUGUUCAUGCAGAACAGUGAUCAUUGGAGCAAUGCUGACAGACAGUGUAGAUCUCUUAUGUUCUGUUUUGCAUACGCCACUGCUAGGGCCAGAGAAAGAUUUGGAGAUGAUGUUGUGAAAUUGCCAGAACCUGUUAGUGUUCAGUGUGUAAACAUGGAUCAAACGACUCUUAACUUUACAUGCUUUCAGUUAAACACUCUAGACAUAAAUACAGAUGGAGGAAUCAAGAACUUUGUUUGGUUUGAUACAGGUAACCAGAUAUUUAAAAAAAUCAUGCCACAGCCUUGGAAAGAAGAUGAAUUUUUUCAUAAAAAACAUUAUGGAGACUUUGAAUCUACACCAUUGGACAAGAUGUUAGCACUAGUUUUAAAUGGGUUACCAGAAACGGCAAAUUUAUGAUAUAUUUUUGAAUGGCAUUAAAAAAGUAUUUGUUUGAA
Messenger RNA from Mytilus californianus (California mussel), 1355 nucleotides. RefSeq names its product 39S ribosomal protein L37, mitochondrial-like. Gene Ontology annotation, cellular component: mitochondrion. Lineage: Eukaryota; Metazoa; Mollusca; Bivalvia; Mytilida; Mytilidae. Bases 46 to 1317 code for a protein of 423 amino acids. The transcript is spliced from 2 exons. The record is from RefSeq and is a predicted model, not a curated record.